This is a messenger RNA of Cydia amplana, 1486 nucleotides long. RefSeq names its product homeobox protein Mohawk. Bases 525 to 1352 code for a protein of 275 amino acids. The record is from RefSeq and is a predicted model, not a curated record. Gene Ontology annotation, molecular function: DNA-binding transcription factor activity, RNA polymerase II-specific; RNA polymerase II cis-regulatory region sequence-specific DNA binding. Gene Ontology annotation, cellular component: nucleus. Lineage: Eukaryota; Metazoa; Arthropoda; Insecta; Lepidoptera; Tortricidae. Gene Ontology annotation, biological process: cell development; regulation of transcription by RNA polymerase II; muscle organ development. The transcript has 3 exons.
ACGUAUGACCUCUAGUUUAGUAUACCUACACUGAUUUUACCGCUCAUUUAAUAACAAGAACAAUGACCCUAGCACACGUAAUACCUAGUUAUGUUUUUUAUUCUUAUUUGCGAUUGCUGAAUAUAAAACUAUUAACCGGCACGUUUAACCAAAGCUCGAUAAAUCUGUUCACGGUACUCGUCGCCAAAUUGCCGAUUUCCAUGUAAGUAAAAUAAUUGGAGCUAAUAACAUCUAAAAGUGAACUGUGGAAUGUGACCGUCAUGUUUGCGUUACAUCAACGCAUUGACGGACCGUAGUGCACUAUGCGACGAUUCCGAGUGAUUAGACAGUGUGUAGCCGUGUUCGAAAGACAAUCUAUUUGUGUCAUCAUGUCCUUAUUUUUUUAAUAGAUCACCAAGCAUCCCCCGCAGCGGCAGCGCGGCAAGACACGAGUCGUGUCUCAAGCUGCGGCGCCCUACGCACGUGCUCGCCCGUGUCUAGUGACUGUGCACUUACACCAAACUUAAUCGUACCUAAAUAUUCAAAUGACUCUAAUUCAAAACCCAAGUGAAGCAAAAGGCGAAACAAUGGAGGGGUCCCCGGCCAAAGAGGACAGCGUCAAGUCCUUGAGGCCGGUGAGAAACAGACGAUACACACGAAGGAGUCUAGUUGCAGGCCAGCGGCCUCAGAAAAGGUUAUUCACGCCAGAAAUAAAGCGGUAUUUAAAGGAUUGGCUAGUGCGUCGAAGAGACAAUCCCUAUCCUAAUCGAGAAGAAAAGAAAUACCUCGCGGAUGAAACAGGCCUUACCUACAUUCAGAUUUGCAACUGGUUUGCCAACUGGCGGCGCAAACUGAAAAACGUGAACGCGGAUCGAAACCAACAAACAUGGGGCCACCUCAUCCGCACAUACAACGACCGCGCUCAGGGCAACGUGGAGCAGUUCAGCAUCAGCUCCGACGAUAGCAUCUGGAGCGAACCAGAGCCGACCAGCUCCAACUACGAAUCAAUAGACUUCGAGACUGAACACGACAGCCCGGAACCACACUACCAAGAGGACUCCGACUCCUCCAUACAUUCUAAAGAAAAAUGCGAAUUUUUCAACAACAACUCCUAUAGCGAGCAGCAACAAUGUCUAGGCGAGUCGAAGAAAAUCACGAGUCCCUUACUCCUUAGCAAGUGGUUGGAGAGCGCAGCGAGGUUUCAGCCGAGUGAGAUGAACUACUCGUGGUGGGCGGACGGGAAGCGGCGGCGGGUCGAGGCGCGCCCGCAGCGGGUCGUCAACACCACGUCCAGGCACGACCGGGACGAGGUGGAGGCUGCGGUGGCCCUCACGGCCCUUGCUAGCGCCACCACGCGCCUCAUUGCCCCGUAGAACGUUCGUACUUACCACAACUUUUAUGUGAUUUUCUUCACCCCGUACAAUGCACUGAUAUGUGCUACUUGAUUGAUUAAAUGUCCUGUACUGCCAUAAUUCGACACCUUGCCACACGAGCUGUUUCAGAAGCA